Pectinophora gossypiella (pink bollworm) is the source of this 6262-nucleotide messenger RNA. RefSeq names its product protein lines (gene lin). The record is from RefSeq and is a predicted model, not a curated record. The transcript is spliced from 2 exons. The coding region runs from base 263 to 2701 and encodes 812 amino acids. NCBI's taxonomy places the organism in Eukaryota, Metazoa, Arthropoda, Insecta, Lepidoptera, Gelechiidae.
UGGAGUCGAUGUUCUAUUCAGCAAACUUGUAAUUGAAUUUUUUGUCAGUUUCUUUACAAAAAUCACAUAAAACUUGGUGUGAAGGUGAUUUACUGGAUUGCAGUGAUAAAAUUGUUACAAUAUAUGGAUUUUCCGGACAGAAAUAAGUGUCCAAACAACCUCGUCGCCCUGGCAAUGAACAAUGUCUGUGACCGAAUAAAACGGGUCAACGCCUGUGUGCGUCGUGAGGAAUAGUGUGUGUGGUGGUUCAGCACCUGAUUUCAUGGUUCUAAGAGGGCAGCUGCACUGUGGCCCACAGACAGAUGAAGGAAUGGCUUCAGACCAACCCGUGAAGAAGAAGUUGCGGAUUGAUGCUCCCGACAUCGACGAUGGUAGCGACAGAUCGGCCGAGGAUGUCAUUACAGACAUAUUUGACACUGAAACACCACCAGCUGAAACGGCAGAGGAGUUCCCAACAAGAAAUGGCGAGUCACCCGACAGUGGGACGGUCAGUGAGGAUGCAGUGGACUGCUCAGCUAUCCUGAGGCUUCCCAACGAUUCAGGUGUGGAAAUCAUACCAUCCUGCUCGAAUACAGCGCCACAUUGGAGGUCAGAUGAUAACAAAUUGUUGACUGAGCUCCGUUCCCUUCAGGACGCGCUAGUUGGUCAGUGUCUAUGUAGGUUUGACGAAAAUGUCGUCACACAGCUGUUUGACAGGCAACUGAACAUCGUAUCAUGGCCUAUGACUUGCUCACUCACAUAUUUAUCAACAAUGCAGUUAAUGUUUGAUGUUUAUUUGAAACAAAACAGUACAGGGACUAUAUGUUCAAAGAUCAUGGGGGCUUGUGACAUACUGGUUAGAAACAGGCAUGACUGGAUUACUGAAGUAGUAGAACUAGCUGACCAUAAGAGCAAAUUUGUCACUUUUGUUGCCAGUAGGGUGCUGGCUAGUUUCCUAAUAGUCUCAAAAGACACAGUAGAUGAAAACUGGCUCCAACAGAUAGCAGAGAAUAUCUAUUUAUUUGACAGGAUAAACAGAAUAACAGUACAAAAGAUUAACUUCAGUUUGGAUAUCAUAAAAAGGAUAGUGGAGUGGAAAGAUGUUGAACAGCAUCCUUUAGAGGAUAGCCAUUACAUAAACACAGCAGGGAACUUGCAAGUGCAAGAAGAUAACCCAUUUAGAAGUAGUGUAGGUUACAAUGCUAAUCAAGCCUCCAGCUCACAUAGUAAUCUCCACAAUGCUUUUUCAAAUUUGCAAACUAACAGUACACCCUCCACAUCAGCGGGUGAUGAGCCUCCUGAGAGACCGGUGACAUUUAAACUCCAUGAGCCAGUAUUAAAAUUAGAUAGGAGUGACCAAGGAGAGCCUGAUCGGUCUAUCUCCCCAGACCCAGUGCCAUCAAGAAUAGAAAGGGUCAAUGAGAAUGGAUGUGUAACAGUGAUUUUAACAGACUCCGAAUCAUUUGACACAUCCCAUAUAAAGUGCCUAACAAUAAAGACCCUAGAACACCAUUGGCCUGUUUUAGUGAAAAACAUGAAGCUUCUUUUACUACGGUACCUGAAUUUAGCUAAUGCUGAAAACUGUAUACUUACAUUUUUCUCUCUGUGGGAGAAUAUUAUAAGUGUCAAAGCGAAUCUCUCCGUAAUAGAUACUAAACCUUUCUACGCCGAUUUACAAGGCUUUGUAGACUUACUACGGAACACAAUGCUACCAAGUCUGAUAUACACACAUUUAUUGAGUUUGUUCAAUGAAGUUCUAUGCUAUGGUUCGACCUUAGCUUUGCAAGACAUUUUGCCUGAAGAGAUCUGCGGUCUCGCUCACUCCAUAGUCAGAUUCGUAAAGGACUUUAGGUUGUUGAGCGACAUCAGAGUUCAGAACAGCAGAAGUGGUUUUGGUUUCCUUGGCCAUGAAUGUCAAGUCAUCAGGGACUACACUUUAGGGCCCGAAGUUGCACCUUUAACAGCAACUAUUCAAUUAGUAGACCAGAGCUAUGGGGAUGAUGAACAUGAUGAUUCAAAUCAAUCAAGAAGCGAAGUAGACAAGACGAUGUUACAGAGAAUGUCACUGUUAGUUCUCAAAUCCAUUGCUGUAACCGUCAAAGAAAUGAGGUGUGAUUCGUCUGAUAGUUCUAUAGAUUCAUCAGACUACAAUGCAAUACAAGACAUGCAAAUUGUAGAAAGAUCAAUAAGGGAUGUACUUAAAAAGCUUGAUGUUUUUAUCAGGAACAGUCUGGAGUUUCACCCAGAAACACCAUUUACGAAAAUGUUGAUCCACUUAUUUAGUGAACAGGAUGAUUAUUUGAUAGAAUCCAUGGUGUGCACCCUGGAUAUAACUGUGGGGAUUGUAUACAGGAACUCAAUGUACCCAGAUUUAAUACCCAUGCUGAACCCCAUUGCAUCAUUUAUAGAAUUCUUGAAAGUAGUGUCCCAUGAUAGUGAUGUAUUGCUUGAUUACUUAGUGAGCAAUGAAACGUGUUUCCUUCUAUAUUUGCUCAGAUUUCUUAAGUAUGUGAGGAGGAAUUGGCCAAAGUUUCUUGAGACCUGCCAACAAAGCGAUUCUGGAGGAACGAGAGGGCUUGACGAUACAAUGAGAGUUUUAAUACGGUUACGGCUUCAGAUCAGCCGACUGGUUUCGAAAUCUCUUUUCCCAUACAAUAUAAGUCCAGUACUCAGACUUCUAGAAGUUUGUGAAAGCUUGUAUGAAGGCAAUGAAUUUAGCUGAAAACAAAAAAUUUUGCAUUUGGCAUUUGUAUUUGAAAUCUUGUAUUCAUUGCCUGAAUUCAUUAAUGUUGAAAAUUGUACAUUUUUAAUUCAAGUAGUGCAACCAUGAUUUAACAAAGAUAACUCAAUUUUUAUAUAUCUUUAUCAUGAAUUGUAUUAUAAUAUGUAUUUAUGUAUAUUAAGUCAACUCAUCCUUUCACUAUUUUGUAUUUUCAAAGACUGCCAAUUCAUAAUUUUACAUUCCAAAAUUAAAAGACUGCACACAUAUCUAGUGUAUAGAAAUGAGUGUAGUCAGUAAGUGGAGUAAUUAUAAUUUUUAAUAUAGUUUAAUUUAUAUUAACUGUAGUGAUGUAAUAUUUUGUAAUACAUAACUUCUUUUGUAGUGUUAUUUAUCUUUAAUAUACAGUCUUCCAUAGUAUGCUUAAGAGUAUACAAUUCAUCAAAGUUAGUGCAAAACACUUUUAUUGUAUACCAGUGCCUUUUAUGGUAACCCAAUAUUUUGUGCCUUAAUAUUAUUUAAUGAAAUGUAGGUGCUUGUAAAUUUUAAAGGUAUUGCGUAUAUAGUUCCGGAGUAUUUAUCAACAAAAUAGAGUUAAAAUGAUCAAUGCAUGAAAUAUUAUUUUUGCAUAAUAUUUUUAAGUUAAUUUUAGUGUUUAAAUUAUGUUAAGAUCAGUUGUAAUAUAUUUUAGACAUUACACACACUAACUGGAGGUUUAAGAAAUUAAUUAUGAGAUUAAAAAUUGUUUAAGUAACUUAACUACUGAUAGUACUAUCACUUUUGAGUUGGAAAAAAAAGCAACACUCCCUUUCAAAUAAACAAUAUUUCAGGCCUUUUUUUAAAAGCGUUUAUUACCUACACAUAUUUCUCUAAAGCCUCCUGUAAUGUUGUGUUACCCUAAGUGUUGAACUACAUAUGGCCACAUCGCAUCGCUGACGAUAAAAGCGUAGGAAAGUGCGAUGUGUUGUGGCGAGAUGUAGUUCAACCCUAACUCUAGCAUAUUGCAUAUAUCAUGCGGGUAUGUAAGUUUUUACUAAAUUAUAUUCCAAGCCACAAUAAGUGUACAUACAGCGCCAUCUAUACCAUAGCGUAAGUAACUGUAAUCAGUAUUAAUACAAUCCUAAUUUAUAUUGAAUAAUAUACUUUAUAUUAUGUAUAAAUCGCUACUAUUCUUGGUAAACUCAUCUAGGUUAUCAUUUUAGGUCAAUUUUGUUAAAUAGGAAACCCUAAGGUGACCCUGUUAAAACGGGACAAUGCUAGGAAAACAAAAAACAGUAAACCGCCACCUAUGUAUCCUAACGCUUAUGACAGGUAUAACAAUUUCAAUAUCCUUUCCCUUUCCACAGACCUUAGCUUUUUUUUCUUUUCUUUGCUAGAAUGAAAGAUUAAGCUUCCAGCAAUUUUUUGCAUUGACAUGCACAUGCAAGGACUUGUAGUUAUAUCAAAAUGUGCAAAAAUAACAUGUAUUUUGUGGCUUUCCACAAGAACUCUUUAGUAAAUCUAAAUCUUUCUAUUAAGUUUCUGAAAGCUCUAUGAAGCAUGGGUACUUAGUUCAUCUUGCGAUGGAUGUACCUCUGACUACUCUGAAAUAUUUCACAAAACACAUCUUUUGUCUUCGUUUUCAAAAAGAUGAAUACUGUUUUGUAAAUUAUCUGGAUCAGUUUGCCAAGAAUCUUGUUACUUAAUCAUUUCAAUUACGGGAUCUAAUUAAGGUUGAUUUUAGUUGUAAAUGAGCUUUAAAUUAUUGCAACAGACUUUGUACGUUCGGAAUUCCGUUAGAACCUUUUCGUUGAGUUUUACAAGAAAAUCCGCAUUACAUGGUUAGAUCUUCGAACACAGGCUGUCAAUCUUAUUAACGUUUACCCAAAAAUAUCCUAGAAUGUAUGGUCUUUUACAAAUAUCUAGUUAGAAUUUACGUUUAUUACUGGCUACUGACUUAAGUAUUGUAUACACAAGAAUUAAGAGAAACAGUGUUCCAUCUUGAAUAAACAGAUUCCCACCUGAAAAGUGAAACGGAUCAAUGGAUUAUUUCUCACCUCUACAAAGACCAAACAAAAAAGCAGCUAAAUGUCCAUGAUGACAGAUUGCUGUGUUGAGCAGGAUACAUAAAAGAAAAAAAAACUUACGUAAGUUGGCGACGACAUUCAGCUCUAACUAAAUAUUCGCAAAAAGACAAUAUAUUACAGGAUAUUUUUGCAUUUACGACGGUAAUUAUAUUUUCCGGUGUUCGAACUACCCACAUAGUUGUUACUGGCGCCCAACUGUCACUUCACACACACUUUGGCUCUCUGCCAUUUAUUUUCGUAUUGAAUCUCAAUAAGAUUGUUCGCUGGCAGCUAAAACAUGUGAAGCUUAUUGUUUGUAAACAUGAACCUCAUAAACCUGCAAAGGUUUUUUUUAAUAUUGUUAAUGAAUUAACUUAUUUAUACUACCACUGGUACCGUUACUGGUGGACAUUAAGGGUGGAAUUAAUAAACUAAUCUCAGCUUCGAGACUGCCCUCAAGAUGUCAAUGUGACAGUUCUCAUAUAAAAACAGAGAGACUUGAGCAUGAUCUUGAGGGCAGUCUCAGCUGAGAUUCGUUUAUUAGAGUGGUAUGAACCACUCUAACACCCGUAUUCUAAGAUAUUAACUGGAACCUUCAUUGACUCCGUCCACAGUUGAGGCGACCUUAAGGAAGAACUCGAAGUCAGCUCAAAAUCGAUAUUCCUAGACGUCGCCUCAACCUUGAGUUUACUCCAGCGGGGUCGAGUGGAGGCAUGGCGUCAUUAUUUUCGUAUCAUUAUGUUGGCAGUAUGAUAUGCUCGACUCCAGUGAGUAAAGUCCUCAAGUCGAGGACGUAAAGUCAAUUUAUAAAAUGCUCAGCUGACGCCUCGGCCUCGUCGAGUGGAGGAAGUUUCGAGUUAAUAUUUUAGGAUUUUGGUGUAACUUUACUUUGAAAGCUCCUAAAAUAGCUCAAUGUUGCUCUUACACUUAUCGUAAGUUAAGGACGACACUCCUGUUAGAGCUUUCAAACUAAAUUAAGUUUUGCUCGCCAGAACCUCUGCCAACGUUUAGUUUGAUAUUUAAACUAAUUCUCAAUCUGAUAAAGCAAAUUAUUAUUUGUAAACAGACUUAACCAUCAGUAGGCUCUGUGCGAUAACCGCGCGGCGCCAAUUACGUAUAUCGAGGCCUUCGACCAAUAGCCGUUUGACGUCCAUAUACGUAGAUAGCAUUCGUAUCGGCGGUUGUCAUGCAGACCCAGCUGACAAUUAUAAAUGCCCGAUAGAUCUUGCCACACAGAAAAUUACGACUUCUAAUGCAAUUUUUAAUAGGUGUUUCACGUAGUUUUUGGCGAUGUUUUCUAAAAUUUUGUCUAGCUACCAUAAAAAAAUGGUUGUUAUUGUCAUCUCUUUUUACCAAGAGAUUGUUUCGUGUGCGAAAGAGAUGGCAGGAAUUAGAAACAGGUAGCAUUGUACUUAAAUUUCAUAUUUUUGUAUCUAGUGUAGGUAAGUCUAGUACUUGUUAUUGUUAAGUAACAUAAUUUAAUUUAACAACAAUAAAACAAAUAUUUUUGUACAUGUGA